CCCUUAACCAAUAAUGAUAUCAUUAACAUUCGGGACUUAAAUCGAUAUCAUUAUUUGUUUAAAACGUUGUCUAGGACGCCCUGCAGUAUGGCGUGUUUAAGGAUUCUUCUUACCAGUCUUGUGAUUUGUGGGAUUCCGGCGAUUGUUUUGUGUGAUGAGUGUUGCAAGGCACAUAAUGGCCUAUUUCUCAAAAACGACGAGAAGUGGUGCAGCAACUACUGUUGCUUUAAACUGGGGAAGUUUGACUGCUGCGACAACUAUCUUUUGCAAGCGCCAUCUAGCGAGAGAGAAGACUUCUGUUCAGAUUAUUACCGCAGCCAUGAGUGGGUGCCCGUGCUAAUUGCUCUAGGAAGCUUGGCCCUGUUAGUCGGUCUGUGUGUCUUUAUCCAUAAGGCUUGUUGUGGUAGGAGCCAGUCGGUGGGCGUGGUUUUGCAAGGACCUAAUCCAGGUGUCACGGUUGUACAUUCCGGCAACACAAUGCAGCAGCAACCCGGGUAUCCUAGCAACACGAUGCAGCAACCCGGGUAUCCAAUGCAACAAGCUCCAAAUUACCCGGCCUAGCUUGGCCAUUAAUAUUCAAUAUUCCUGUCAAAGUGGAAACCUGAGACACUCGGACAUUGUUUGAGAGUGCAAUUGUUCCUUUAAUAUUCUAUUCUUUUUAUUAUACUUUGUUUGUGAACAUGCGUGGUCUGUCAAUGUGGUUAUAUAUUUGUUAUAUAAAUAUUGAAUAAUGUAAUAUUUUGAAAAUCACAAGCGCUAGCUUAUUUUACUUCUAGUAAUGCAAUUAGUUUUGGAUCCAAGAUAAGUGUCUGUGAUAAAGUUUAUAAAACUGUGUUCAUUAAUCAGCUUUUUACUUUUAUUUAAUUAAUUGGAGUAAGUGAAAAAAAGGCAUUUUUAAAAAACAUUUUAAUCACUUGUCAUCCUGCUUUUGAAGUUGUUAUUUACAUAAAGCAUAACAUCAGGCCCCUCCGCCACCAACUCUCCUCAAGUAAAUACUAAGCCUCAAUUCUGAGUUUUGACCUCAAAUUCAUGCACUGUUUCUUUCAAGGAUAUGAGUUGAGGACUGAGUUGAGAGAUUUCACAAUUUUGGUGAUGGCGGGGCCUGAUUUCUUAAAAGACACAUAGCAUCCCAAUAGGAAUACACCAAGAUAUCAGCGACAACUAGUUAACAACGUUAAACAAAGUUGUAUACAAGAGCGACAAAUUUUAAUCUAGUUAUUGCAAAUGGAUUAAAAACAACGCGGUGUUCCACCAAACAAAAAUGAUGAAAUAAAGGUGGUAUGGGACAUCUGCCGAUGUUAAUGUGGAUUAAAAUGAAUAAAAUACUUUCACUCGUCUAGAAUUUUCAAUUUUUACAAUAUUAAACCCCAAAGUACGUUUUAGAAAAAAUGAAAGGCACAAAUUUUAACAGGAUUCGAACCCGUGACUUACAGAUUUGAACCCUCAAAUCCACUGUGCUACUCUGUUAGGAACUAUUUAGAAAAUUACACUUUCUUUUACUGUUUUUUUAUUUUAUAAAUAGUACGUCACAACAUGGAGGUGUUCUAUACCACCUUCAUCAUUGGAGAUGAAUAUCCCUGGGGUUUUUUUUAAUUAAAAAAAAUGACGAUUUUAUUAUUUUGCUUAAAUUCACCUACUUAAAGGUCAUUUUGCUUCGUGCUAUUAAAAACACACAAAACUUAAACCAAUCAAUCUAAAAAUUCAUUUCAGUUAAGUUAGGACUUUAGUAUCUGAAGAUCAGAUUAUAUGUCCAUGCACACUUGAUACAAGCACCAAAAACUCUAGACUCAAUCUAUCAAAACUAUCAGUUGUGUUAAUCAUUGAAUUCAGA
Molecule: messenger RNA, 1831 nt
Organism: Magallana angulata
Lineage: Eukaryota; Metazoa; Mollusca; Bivalvia; Ostreida; Ostreidae
Exons: 4
Coding region: 88-561 (157 amino acids)
Source: RefSeq, a predicted model, not a curated record